AGAAAGAGUGUGCGGCGGUAUACUCCUGUUGUCUGUGACAAGCAGUUGGUCCUGGGAGCAGCUUAGGCUGGGGGUUUGUGAGGGGAGCAGGGCUUCUUCUCGGAGGGAGCGGAUCUGGGUUGUGUGAGAGGGCGGAAGAAGCUGUUGGAACUUCCUGUGCUGAACUGGCUGGGACCGGUGAGGCUGCAGUUUUGGAGUGAGGGGACUGGGUGGUUGGGAUUGUGGCCUGAGUGAAGGAUUCCUUAAGACACCGCGUGCUGGGACCGUUAAAGAAAUAAGAGAGGAAAAAUCCGGGCCACAACAGGUGGCGUGUUGGGAAAUUCUGGGACACAGUCAACAUAUCUGCCUGAAUCCACGGAUAGUGAAAAUCUUUCUCUAGGUGUGAAGAAAUAUGGAAAUGCUGUCCUACUCGGAUGUGGCCAUUGAUUUCUCUCCAGAAGAGUGGGAAUGCCUGGAGCCUGCUCAGUGGGAUCUGUACAGGGAUGUGAUGUUGGAGAAUUACAGCCACCUUGUGUUCCUGGGUCUUGCUGUCUCUAAGCCAUUCCUGGUGACAUUUCUGGAGCAAACACAAGGGCCUUGGGAUAUGAAGAGACAAGCAGCAGCCACUGUGCACACAGGAAUAAUACCCAAUGAUCCUAACCAUUACAGCAAUCCCACAAAUUGUAAAUCACUCCUUAUUGAACAACAAACCAUUCGUAUAGGGGAGAAACCCUACAAGUGUGUAGAAUGUGGUAAGGCCCUUAGUUCUUAUAAAACACUUUCUAUACACCAGAGACUUCAUACUGGAGACAAACCCUACAAGUGUGAAGAAUGUCAUAAGGCCUUUAGUACUCGCUCAUCACUUUUUAUACACAUGAAAAAUCAUACUGAUGAAAAGAACUACAAGUGUGAAGAAUGUGGCAAAUCAUUUUACUAUCCUUCAAUGCUGAAGCAACAUCAGAGAAGAAUUCAUUCUGAAGGGAAACCCUACAAGUGUGAAGAAUGUGGCGAAGUUUUUUAUGAACCUUCAUUCCUUAAGUGUCAUCAAAGGAGUCAUCGUGGGAAGAAAUGUUAUAAGUGUGAAGAAUGUGGAAAAUCCUUUAGCUUUCCUUCAUUUCUUAAGGAACAUCAAAGAAUUCAUAGUAGAAAAAAUGACCACCAGCAUAAAGAAUGGGUCAAAAGAUUUUCCUCACCUCUACACCUUCAGGAACAUAAACAAAUCUGUACUGGAAAGAAACCCUACAAGUGUGGAGAAUGUUAUAAAGCCUUUCCUUGUCACUCAGACCUUAGAAGACACCAGACAGUUCAUACUGGAGAGAAACCUUACAAGUGUAUAGUAUGUGGGAAAUGUUUUACCUCACCUUACACCCUUAAAACACAUCAACUAUUUCACUCUGAUAACAACCCCUACAAGUGUGAAGAGUGUGGCAGAUGUUUUUCCUCAUCUUCCUGCCUUAGAAAACAUCAAACAAUCCACUCUGAAGACAAACCCUACAAGUGUGAACAGUGUGGCAGAUGUUUCUCCUUAUCUUUAUACCUUAGGCGACAUCAAAUAUCGCAUUCUGAAGACAAUCCCUAUAAGUGUGAAGAAUGUGGCAAAAGGUUUUCAUGGUCUGAAAGUCUUCAGGAACAUCGAACCAUUCAUACUGGAGAGAAACCGUACAAGUGUGAAAAUUGUCACAAAGUCUUUCGUUAUCGCUCAUCCCUGAGGAGACAUAAGACAGUUCAUACUAGAGAAAAAUCCUACAAGUGUGAAAAGGGUCCUAAGUGUUUUUCCUCAUCCUCAUACCUUGUACAACAUCAAGCAAUUCACUCUGAAGACAAUUCACACCAGAAUGUGGGAUGUGGCAAUGCUAAUGUUAAUGGCCUUAUUGAAAACAUGACAGUUCACACUGGAGAGAAAUCUCUCAAAGGUCUUAUGUUGCAGGAUUUUCCCAGUCCAGUUCCAUUAGGGCAGCAGGAGGCCUGUGAUUGAACAGGGAAAAAGGAGGCAGAGCUAAAGUUGCAGAGACAACUUGCAUGAAAUUAUCUCAGGGGAGAAGGAGGAAGAUUUGCAUGGAGGCAGACUGGACCUGCUUGGCUUUAACCAGCUAUAAGUAGUUAUCAUAUCAUAGAGUUAGAAUAAUUGAGAUAAACCUUUUAUUGUUAUCAAUUGGUUCUGAAAUUAAUAUAUUGGCAUCUUGUAUACUGGUAAUUUAUUGAGACAUGAAUCUGAUUGGUUAAUUAUAAGCUUCUAGAGUCUUGUUCCUACUGGGUAAAUGGAUGUUGUUAUGGCUGACCACUGGGUGGAGGUGGGGGACUUGUUAGAGGGUUGCCAGUGUCAGGAGUGUUUGUUUGACCGUGGCCAGAGAGUUGGCAGGCAGAGAGCAACUCAAGCUCAGAGAGUUGGUGGUUUCGUUUUUUAGUAUUUCCUGAAACAGUCAUAAAAAGUUUAUACUUCAAGCCAGGCGGUGGUGGCACAUGCCUUUUAUCUUAGCGCUUGGGAGGCAGAGGCAGGCAGAUUUCUGAGUUCGAGACCAGCCUGGUCUACAAAGUGAGCUCCAGGACAGCCAGGGUUAUACAGAGACCCUGCCUCAAAAAUAAAAAAAAAUGUUUAUACUUCUUCAGCCCUUAAAAGACAUGAAGUAAUUCAUACUGAAUGAAACUCUGUGACUGUGUGGAGUGAGGUAAAAACUGUUCCUAAUCCUUCAAACCUUAUCCAACUCAAAUCAAUUUGUAGGGUAGACUAUUAAGUGAAUUAGUUUGGAAUGUCAACA
Mastomys coucha (southern multimammate mouse) is the source of this 2735-nucleotide messenger RNA. Its product is annotated as zinc finger protein 58-like. The record is from RefSeq and is a predicted model, not a curated record. NCBI's taxonomy places the organism in Eukaryota, Metazoa, Chordata, Mammalia, Rodentia, Muridae. Gene Ontology annotation, molecular function: DNA-binding transcription repressor activity, RNA polymerase II-specific. The transcript is spliced from 5 exons. Bases 392 to 1954 code for a protein of 520 amino acids. Gene Ontology annotation, biological process: negative regulation of transcription by RNA polymerase II.